CCGUGUGACGUGUGACGUUGGCGGCUGCGCGGUCCGGUCCGGGCCAGGCGGGCGGGCGGGGGAAGGAUGGAAGGAAGGAUGAGCGGCCGCGGGCCCAAGUUGGAUCUUGUUCAGGAGCGUGGUUAUGAUUCAGAAUUCAGUGAGGAUGAACAUGAAGCAGAGACAUCUAACAGUAAAAGUCAAAGGACAAGAAAUGAUGCUGCGGCAUUUAAAAAGCCGUUCCAAAAGGAGAAAUACACCCAAUUACCCCACAAGCAACUUGCAGCUAAUGAAUGCGACAGGGAAGAAGCAAGAAAUCGGCGUUUCCAUCUUAUUGCUAUGGAUGCUUAUGAACGGCACAAGAAGUACAUCAAUGAUUAUUUGCUUUAUUACGGUGGAUCCAAAGAAGAUUUAAAGAGAUCAACAGUGAAUGAUAAAACGGAUCUGGAUGUUAUAAAAGAAAACCAUAGAUUCCUAUGGACAAACGACGAUGAAGCUGAUAUGAACUGGGAGAAAACAUUGGCAAAGAAAUACUAUGAUAAAUUAUUCAGAGAAUAUUGUAUUGCUGAUUUGAGCCAAUAUAAACACAAUAAGAUUGGAUUUCGGUGGCGAAUUGAUAAAGAAGUAAUUUCAGGAAAAGGGCAAUUUGGCUGUGGAAACAAAUAUUGCGAUGUGAAAGAAGGUCUGAAAAGUUGGGAGGUUAAUUUUGGAUACAUGGAACAUGGGGAAAAACGAAACGCACUUGUGAAAUUGAGAGUGUGCAAUGUGUGCUCCCGUAAGUUAAACUAUCAUCACAGGAGGAAAGAAGUAAAAGCUGCAAAGAGGAAAUCUAAAGAGGAACAUCAUGAUGCUCCAGCAGAAAAAAUAACCAAGACCAGAGAGAAGCAAAGUUCUAAAAGCCAGGGUAAAUCUUCCACCAGCAGAACAGAACAAGAUGACGAUGAUUCUAAUAAAGAAUCAGAAGAUGCUCCAAAAGCAGAAGAUCCCUCUGAAUAUUGGAAAGGACCAAGUCAGGAUACUGAAGAUAAGACUAAGGAGGAGGAAUUUGAUGAAUAUUUUGAAGACAUGUUUCUGUGACCUGUGCAUUGAAGAGGAUACCGAAGGUUAAUCACUUCAUUCAGUUAAUUCCAAAGGAAGAUCUCUUAAUCAUUACUCAAAUUCUUUAUCUGUCCUCCAAAGGGCCUGUCCCACUUAGGUGAUUUUUUUGGGCGACUACAGGCGACUAGGCUGUCGCCACAUGGUCGCCGGGGUGUCGCCUGUAUGGUCGUGAGUAGUCUCCUCAGUCGCCCAAAGAGUCGUAGCGUCUUUCUGGUCGCCGCUGGAUUUUCAAUAUGUUGAAAAAUGUUCGGAGACAGUCGACGACUGUGGGUUUGACGCCAAUGAGCGUAGCUUGACUUCUCCUGAUGUAGGUGCUGUCGUAGUUGUCGCCAGGUCAAGAUUGUCACCAAUAGUUGUCACCAAUCUGGAAAAGAAUGAAUUGUGAUGGUAAAUAGAAAUAUCUUGCAGGAGUUAAUUAUAUUGUAAUAUACUCUGCAGAACUGCUACCUGUUAGAUUCAGUAAUAUGUUGCGAUUAUUUUAAGGAAAUUACAGAUUCUAACGCAGGUUCAAAGAUAAUGAUACAUCAGAUCAAGCAAAAAAAACUGUUUCAUAACUCAAUAGAUUUGCUUAAUGCCUUGGUUAUUAAUUUAACUUGUUCAUUGAUUGAAAAUAUUGUGAUAUGUUUCAGUUGAAGCUUAUUUAUCAAUGGAAUCCUAAAGUAUAAACAGUCAAGUCUCUACUUUUUAUAUGAAGAUAGUACAAAUCAAGGUUUAUGUUUCGUUUUGAAAGGGCAACAAAUUUGUACAGGUUUAAUAAAUAUGUACUGCAACUUUUUAUUAAAUAUUUUGCAUUAUUAUAUAUUAAAUAUUUUGCAAGCUUCCUCAUAAAUAAACCACUUUGAACAUUCAAACCUUUUCA
Molecule: messenger RNA, 1936 nt
Organism: Amblyraja radiata (thorny skate)
Lineage: Eukaryota; Metazoa; Chordata; Chondrichthyes; Rajiformes; Rajidae
Gene: fra10ac1
Product: FRA10A associated CGG repeat 1
Exons: 14
Coding region: 67-1056 (329 amino acids)
Biological process (GO): dephosphorylation
Molecular function (GO): phosphatase activity
Source: RefSeq, a predicted model, not a curated record